AUGGCUAAAGAAGACCACAUUUACCGUCUGAACCAUGUGCUCAAUACGCUUUUCCGGUUCAAUCUGCAUCAAUUGGAUCCCUGUAAACUCAAGUCAGCUAUCGAGUUGGCUGAUUUCCUGUUUGACCAUGCUGGUUUAGACUACCGCAAUUUACCUCGACCUAUCUUUUUUGGACCCACGCAUCAACCAAGUAUGUAUCCCGCUUUACUCUUGUUACUCCAUCAACCCCGACCUACCAAGUUUAAGCCAAUGUGUUUUAAUUGUAAUACGAAACCUGCUUCUAGACGUCGUCUUUGUGUUGCCUGUUACCGGUAUCAACUCAAGCAUGGUGAACCUAGACCUUUACGUCUGAUUGUUGCCAAUCGACCUGGUCCUCGUAUGACAGAGACAAAAGGGCUGCCUAUGGUGUUUUAUUCGCCUCGAUCACCUAAACCCCAAGACAAGUUCUGUGCCAACUGCAAAGUACGGGAAACACAUCAAUGGUAUCGCAAUUUAUGUGGUCAUGGACAUUGGUGUGAAACAUGUAAAAGUUAUUAUUUGCGUCACACAAAAAUCAGACCACCCGAGCUCUUUGUGAAGGCUGCCAAACGUAAAGUAGAUGUCCGCACCUUGGUUGAUUGGAAUACAUGGUCUUGGGAUGAUAUUCCGCUUGAAACGAUUGAAGCUGCUACUGCUGCUAUGUUCAAUAGUACAUCACUUUCAACUUCAAGAAGAAAUUCUUAUUAUUCCUCUAGUUCAUCUUCACCUUCUUCUUUAUGGUAA
Molecule: messenger RNA, 762 nt
Organism: Gilbertella persicaria
Lineage: Eukaryota; Fungi; Mucoromycota; Mucoromycetes; Mucorales; Choanephoraceae
Exons: 1
Coding region: 1-762 (253 amino acids)
Biological process (GO): regulation of DNA-templated transcription
Molecular function (GO): zinc ion binding; sequence-specific DNA binding
Source: RefSeq, a predicted model, not a curated record